This is a messenger RNA of Fundulus heteroclitus (mummichog), 3093 nucleotides long. Its product is annotated as NACHT, LRR and PYD domains-containing protein 3. The record is from RefSeq and is a predicted model, not a curated record. Gene Ontology annotation, molecular function: protein binding. The transcript is spliced from 6 exons. NCBI's taxonomy places the organism in Eukaryota, Metazoa, Chordata, Actinopteri, Cyprinodontiformes, Fundulidae. Bases 37 to 2985 code for a protein of 982 amino acids.
AACAUUGUCACUUUUGUGAAAAAGGAGCUGAAGAAGAUGCAGAAGGUUCUGAGUCCAGGUGACCCAGAGUGUUCAGGGAGCAAGAUAGAUGAGGUGUGUGAAGGAGAAGAUGAAGAGCAGAGGAGGAGCAGCAGAGAGGCACUGAUGAAGAUCACACUGAACUUCCUGAGGAUGAUGAAGCAGAAGGAGCUGGCUGACCGUCUGCAGAGCAACCAGCCUGCUGCAGUUUAUCAACAUAAAAUUAAAUCUGGCCUGAAGAAGAGGUUCCAGAGUGUGUUUGAGGGGAUCGCUAAACCAGGAAGUCCAACUCUUCUGAACGAGAUCUACACAGAGCUCUACAUCACAGAGGGAGGGACUGGAGAGGUCAAUGAUGAACAUGAGGUCAGACAGAUUGAAUCAGCAUCCAGGAAAUCACACAGACCAGAAACAACAAUCAGAAAAGAAGACAUCUUUGAAGUCCCACCUGGAAGGGAUCAACCAAUCAGAACCGUGAUGACAAAGGGCGUGGCUGGCACUGGAAAAACAGUUUUAACACAGAAGUUCAUUAUGGACUGGGCUGAAGACAAAGCCCAUCAGAACAUCCAGGUCAUAUUUCCUUUUACCUUCAGAGAGUUGAAUGUGCUGAAAGAGAAGAAGUUCAGCUUGGUGGGCCUUGUUCAUCACUUCUUUACUGAAAACAAAGAAAUCUGCAAAUUUGAACACUUCCAGGUUCUGUUCAUCUUUGAUGGUCUGGAUGAGAGUCGACUUACUUUGGACUUCCAGAACCAGGAGAUCCUCACUGAUGUUACAGAGUCCACCUCAGUGGAUGUUCUGGUAACAAACCUCAUCAGGGGGAAACUGCUUCCCUCUGCUCGCCUCUGGAUCACCUCACGACCUGCAGCAGCCAAUCAGAUCCCUCCUGAGUAUGUCGGCAUGGUAACAGAGGUCAGAGGGUUCACUGACCUGCAGAAGGAGGAGUACUUCAGGAGGAAAUUCAAAGAUAAGGAGCAGGCCAGGAGGAUCAUCUCCCACGUGAAGACAUCAAGAAGCCUCCACAUCAUGUGCCACAUCCCAGUCUUCUGCUGGAUGACUGCUACGGUUCUGGAGGAUGUGUUGAAGACCAGAAAGAGAGAAAAGCUGCCCUCCACCCUAACUGAGAUGUACAUUCACUUCCUGGUGGUUCAGACCAAAAUGAAGAAGGUCAAGUAUGAUGGAGGAACUGAAACAGAACCACACUGGAGUCCAGAGAGCAAAGAAAUGAUUGAGUCUCUGGGAAAACUGGCUUUUGAUCAGCUGCAGAAAGGAAACCUGAUCUUCUAUGAAUCAGACCUGACAGAGUCUGGCGUUGAUAUUACAGCAGCCUCAGUGAACUCAGGAGUGUUCACAGAGAUCUUUAAAGAGGAGAGAGGGCUGUAUGAGGAGAAUGUGUUCUGCUUCGUCCAUCUGACUGUUCAGGAGUUUCUGGCUGCUCUUCAUGUCCAUCUGACCUUCACCACCUCUGGUGUAAACCUGAUGGAAGAAAAACAAACAUCUAAGAAGUCUAAUCUAAAGUCUCUUCAUCAGAGUGCUGUGGAUCAGACCUUAAAGAGUCCAAAUGGACACCUAGACUUGUUCCUCCGCUUUCUUCUGGGACUUUCACAAGAGAACAAUCAGAGACUCCUACAAGGUCUGCUGACACAGACAGGGAGUAGCUCACAGACCAAUCAGAGCACAGUUACGUACAUCAAAAAGAAGAUCAGUGAGAACUUGUCUGCAGAAAAAAGCAUCAAUCUGUUCCACUGUCUGAAUGAACUGAAUGAUCGUUCUCUAGUGGAGGAGAUCCAACAGUCUCUGAGUUCAGGACGUCUCUCGACAGAUGAACUGUCUCCUGCUCAGUGGUCAGCUCUGAUCUUCAUCUUACUGUCAUCAGGAGAAGAUCUGGAUGAGUUUCAUCUGAAGAAAUACUCUGCUUCAGAAGAUGCUCUUCUGAGGCUGCUGCCAGUGGUUAAAGCCUCCAACAAAGCUCUACUGAGUGGCUGUAACCUCUCAGAGAGAAGCUGUGAAGCUCUGUCCUCAGUUCUCAGCUCCCAGUCCUCCCGUCUCAGAGAACUGGACCUGAGUAACAACAACCUGAGGGAUUCAGGAGUGAAGAUACUCUGUGCUGGACUGGAGAACCCAAACUGCAAACUGCAAACUCUCAGCUUGUCAGGCUGUCUGAUCUCAGAGGAAGGCUGUGCUUCUCUGGCUCUUGCUCUGAGCUCCAACCCCUCCUAUCUGAAAGAGUUGGAUUUGAGAUACAAUAAUCCAGGAGACUCAGGAGAGAAGCUGCUGUUGGCUGGAUUGAAUGAUCCACUGUGGAGACUGAAACAGCUCAGAGUGGAGCCUGGUGGAGAACAAUGGAUGAAACCCGGUCUGAAGAAGUAUUCCUGUCAACUCAGAAUCGAUACAAACACAGUGAGCAAAAAACUCAAACUGUCUGAAAACAACAGGAAGGUGACCUAUGGGGAGGGGGAGCAGUCAUAUCCUCAUCAUUCAGACAGAUUUGUUGUUCCUCAGAUGCUGUGUAGAACUGGUCUGACUGGUCGCUGUUACUGGGAGGUUGAUUGGGAAGGGAGAGUUAAUGUAUCAGUGAGUUACAAAAGAAUCCAGAGGAAAGAAGAUGGUGGAGACUGUUGGUUUGGAUGGAAUAAUCACUCCUGGAGGCUGAGAUGCUCUGACAGAGGUUACUUUGUCUGGCACAAUAACACACGAACCUUCAUCUCCUCCUCCUCCUCCUCCUCCUCCUCCUCCUCCUCCUCCUCCUCCUCCUCCUCCUCCUCCUCCUCUGGCAGAGUAGCAGUCUAUGUGGAUUGUCCUGCUGGCAUUCUGUCCUUCUACAGGGUCUCCUCUGACUCACUGAUCCACCUCUACACCUUCAACACCACAUUCACUGAUCCUCUGUAUCCUGGGUUUGGGUUUUGGAAGUCCAGUUGUGUUUCCUCAGUGUUUUUGUGCGAUGUUGAGUCUAAUGAGACUCCUCCACUCUGAGAAACCAUCUCACUGUUGAACAGAUAGUUCAGUCUGUACAUGUCUGUCAGUCUUUUACACUUAGCAACAUGUUUACAAAUUCAUAGAUUAAAUCUUUAUUUUUCUUUU